Messenger RNA from Nyctereutes procyonoides (raccoon dog), 8905 nucleotides. RefSeq names its product one cut homeobox 1 (gene ONECUT1). Gene Ontology annotation, cellular component: nucleus. Gene Ontology annotation, molecular function: DNA-binding transcription factor activity, RNA polymerase II-specific; RNA polymerase II cis-regulatory region sequence-specific DNA binding. The record is from RefSeq and is a predicted model, not a curated record. The transcript has 2 exons. Bases 182 to 1579 code for a protein of 465 amino acids. NCBI's taxonomy places the organism in Eukaryota, Metazoa, Chordata, Mammalia, Carnivora, Canidae. Gene Ontology annotation, biological process: regulation of transcription by RNA polymerase II.
GUGGGGGCAAGAGGGAAGGCGAGACAUACAGAAAGGGAGACAGAGCCCCAGAGCGAGAGGAAGGAAGGCAGGCAGGCAACAGUCGCCAGCAGCCGAUGUGAAGACCGGACUGCGUGCGCCCUUCGCCGCCUCUGCCCGGCCUCAUCGAUGUUGUGUCCGCCGCCCGCUCGCCCGGAUCACGAUGAACGCGCAGCUGACCAUGGAGGCGAUCGGCGAGCUGCACGGGGUGAGCCAUGAGCCGGUGCCCGCUCCUGCCGACCUCCUGGGCGGCAGUCCCCACGCGCGAAGCUCCGUGGCGCACCGUGGCAGCCACCUGGCCCCCGCGCACCCGCGUUCCAUGGGCAUGGCGUCCUUGCUGGACGGCGGCGGCGGCGGCGGCGAUUACCACCACCACCACCGGGCCCCCGAGCACAGCCUGGCUGGCCCCCUGCACCCCACCAUGACCAUGGCCUGCGAGACUCCCCCAGGUAUGAGCAUGCCCACCACCUACACCACCUUAACCCCUCUGCAGCCGCUGCCGCCCAUCUCCACCGUCUCGGACAAGUUCCCUCACCAUCACCACCACCACCACCACCAUCACCAUCCGCACCACCACCAGCGCCUGGCGGGCAAUGUGAGCGGUAGCUUCACGCUCAUGCGGGACGAGCGCGGGCUGGCCUCUAUGAAUAACCUCUAUACCCCCUACCACAAGGACGUGGCCGGCAUGGGCCAGAGCCUCUCGCCCCUCUCCAGCUCCGGUCUCAGCGGCAUCCACAACUCCCAGCAAGGGCUCCCUCACUAUGCCCACCCGGGCGCCGCCAUGCCCACUGACAAGAUGCUCACCCCGAACGGCUUUGAAGCCCACCACCCGGCCAUGCUCGGCCGUCACGGGGAGCAGCACCUCACGCCCACCUCGGCCGGCAUGGUGCCCAUAAACGGCCUUCCUCCGCACCACCCCCACGCCCACCUGAACGCCCAGGGCCACGGGCAGCUCCUGGGCACGGCCCGGGAGCCCAACCCUUCGGUGACCGGAGCACAGGUCAGCAAUGGAAGUAAUUCAGGGCAGAUGGAAGAGAUCAAUACCAAAGAGGUGGCGCAGCGUAUCACCACCGAGCUCAAGCGCUACAGCAUCCCACAGGCCAUCUUCGCGCAGAGGGUGCUCUGCCGCUCCCAAGGGACCCUCUCGGACCUGCUGCGCAACCCCAAACCCUGGAGCAAACUCAAGUCCGGCCGGGAGACCUUCCGGAGGAUGUGGAAGUGGCUGCAGGAGCCGGAGUUCCAGCGGAUGUCUGCGCUCCGCUUAGCAGCUUGCAAAAGGAAAGAACAAGAGCAUGGGAAGGAUAGAGGCAACACACCCAAAAAGCCCAGGUUAGUCUUCACAGAUGUCCAGCGUCGAACUCUACAUGCAAUAUUCAAGGAAAACAAGCGUCCAUCCAAAGAAUUGCAAAUCACUAUUUCCCAGCAGCUGGGGUUGGAGCUGAGCACCGUGAGCAAUUUCUUCAUGAACGCAAGGAGGAGGAGUCUGGACAAGUGGCAGGACGAGGGCAGCUCCAAUUCAGGCAACUCAUCUUCUUCAUCAAGCACUUGUACCAAAGCAUGAAGGAAUAACCACGAACUAAACCUCGGUGGAAAAGCUUUAAAUUAAAAAAAAAAAAAAUUUUAAAAGACCAGGACCUCAAGAUAGCAGGUUUAUACUUAGAAAUAUUUGAAGAAGAAAAAAAAGUGUUAUUUAUAGUCCAAAGAAACCAAAGACUUAGCUCACCUGCAUUCUGACUUUGUUCGGAGACACACACACACUUCAGCGGGGCAACGACUUGGCAAGAAAAAUUAUGAGCAGGAAAGCACCACUGGAUCUCACACCUUCAAUCCAUGAUCAUUCUCGCUGUGCUUGGCUGUUUCGUGGUUUGGAGCAUAGUGAUUUUGAGCCAUUGAGUGGACAUCUUUUAAGAUCAGACUUUCUCAUCUGUUCCACCAUGCCAUGAAGGUGUAUGGUGUCUCAGUACUGUGUGUGGGUACGUGAGUGCAUACACACACACACACACACACACACACACAUACACACACAUAUGCACACACCACCAGUGGUUAGGGACUUAGGCAGGGCUGGUCUUCAGGAAGGGUUGUGCUAUAGGAGUACAACCAACAUAGUGUGGGUUGUCUGAGUUCAUUGGAUAGGAGUGUGAUUUCACUCGUCUAGCCUAGCGUUUGAACCUGCCAGGCCCGCAACCUAAAUGCAGAUUCAAACCCAGCAAAGAAAAUUUGAAUGACACCUAAACCAGUGCAUUCUCUUUGUUUGUUAAGGAAUGUUCAGAUAUUUUUUAAGAAAUGAAACAAGAGUCCAUCCAUUUAAAAAAAAAAUCACCUAGGCACCAAAGAACACAAUAUUAUAGUGCAGGUAUUUUAUUGCAAUGAUUUUAAUAACCAAAGCUAUUUUUACACAAGAUACUAUGUAAAGUUAUACGUAUGAACUGAUCUAGCUGUAAUACACAUGCCACAUAGAAUCAUGACUAUUAUUUAUGACUCUGGAAGCAUUUGAAAUAUUAGUUUUCAGAACUGGCAAGAAAGAAUGUAGCUUCAGGGAAGCAAUUAAUAUCAUAACAGAGAGCUCAAUGUAGUGUACAUGUACGUCCAGAUGGCACACUCCCUUUUGGGAUCCAUAAAUGAUACUUAAAUAGACACGUAGACAUGAUGCCAUAGUCUAUUCAUAGCUGAGAAAACCUGGGGAUUCUUCCAAAGUAGGACCCCACUUGUAAAUUAGAAAACUAAGUUUAACAGAGCAAGUAAUUAAAUUAGAAAAUUUGUUCUAAGUAAUGCUAUUUUUUAGUAAAAGACCACUAAAUAAAGGAUAUCAUAUUUAGGUUAAUUUGACUUAAAGUUGUUUUUUGCAUUUGACACCAAAUACCCUUUUAAAAUACUUUGUAAACACACAAAGUGAGCAGACCAAAUUAUUAUAAAAAUAAACUGUCCAGUAUUUGUAGUUAAAUUGAUUUUAUUGCCAAUCUCGGAUAGUUUAUGACUUAGACAUCAAUAAAAAUAGCAGAUGUAACUGAGAAAUGGUGUAACAGCAUAGGAAAAGAAACAGAAUUCUAGUGGAAGACAAGACUUUGGGCUCUACAGGCUUGAAGCUAUUUAUUUCACUAAGCAUAGCCUCCAAAGUGUACUACAUUCUUUCUUGCUAUGGCAUUAAGCUGGAAGUUUUUUGACAUAAAGUCCACUCUCUAAUAGGAACAGAUAAAACACUAGACCUGAGUUUCCAAAUACAAAAUUUUCAAUUUCUGUUUUUCCAAAUCACUUACCUACAGCUGGAGAAAUCAAGGGGGAAGAAAAAAAGCUGACACAGUUGGAUUGGUAGUACCUAAGGGAAUCACUUGCUUCUCAGAAAAAUUCUCUCUGAAUUCAUUGAACUGUGACUCAUAGAAGUGGAUACCUUUUGUACUAUUAGGUAAAGAACUGGGUGCUCUUGGUUAAUUACCACACCUAAUUAGAAAUAUAAAAUGAAAUGUUGUCUCCACAAUAAGUUGUUGAUUGAGAUUCAUUAAAAUGCUAAAGAAAAAAAUAUUGAACCACCUUGACACAAAAACCUAACUGCCUAAGGUCAAAUCGGGAGCAUCUAGGUCUGUAGAGGUCUAGAAGAGACAGGCACCUGGAGAGGAAGCUAAAGCAACAACCCAUCGGGAUCUCCUUCAUGUCUGCUAUAGAAUAAGAAAAGCAAACCAACACAUACUUCUCCUUUAAUGAAAUCGCGCAUUUGCUUUGACACAUUUUGUUUUAGUAUUUUCUUUUAAUCUCACACCAAAUUCCAGCUUAAAAUUUUCCCUUCUAAACAUGGCACAAUGACAACUCAACUAUUAUAAGAGACCACUUCAAUGGCUACCCUUAGAGAGAUGCUUAACAUAUGAUCUUGUCAAUGACACAAACCAAAAGGAAAAGACUAGUUAAUUAACUUUUUCUCUCUCUCCAGAAUGGAGGGGGCCAGGAGUACAGCUGUAUAGUUAUAAUUUAGGAGGGAGGAAAGCCUUAUUUAUUUAAAACAUGAGAGUUUUAAAUGCAGGGAAAUUCAAGCUGUGUCUACACACAAUCUUACCAAAUUCAGCACCCCAGGAAAAACAAAAGUUGAGUUCAAACACCAUGCUUUUUGUUUUGUUUUUGCUAUAUUACUCCGUCAGGUUAAUCCAAUUGCAUUUUACGUUUUCAACCAAUUAUUUUGGUACUGUGUAGACACAGUCUCAAAGAAUAUUACUAUAUCUCUAAUAUUCCCAUCAUAAUAGUUUUUUUUGAAAAAUAAUCCAGUGAUCCUACUUGCUAACACCAAAGAUAAUUUUAUACCAGCAUUGAAUUUGCACCCAUCACAUAGUUUCAGGGCCUAGAGAUAUAUUUUCUCAUGAACAGAUGCACAAAUCAGAGCCUGAAAAGCAAUUUUUUUACUAGACUAUUCAAGCAUACUCACAACCUUUGCUGUUUAGAAAUCAUAAUGGACAAACUCAGCUUCUCACAAGCAAUACACUCUUACUUCAUGUAUGACUGAUUAUUGCUUCUAACUUGGCAUGUAGCAUAAAUUUAUGGCUCAGGUUUUUUAACCUACCACAUUCCGUGGAGCAGAUUACAUGCCAUUUGCUUACCCAUUAUUUCUCAAUCCUUUUGCAAAAUCCAUCCAAAAAAGGUAUCCCACACUUUUAUUGGUAUAUUUGUUUUUUCCCACACUGCACAUCACAUAACAUGUUUGGGGUUUUUUUUUUUUUGGUAGAAUGGAAGUUAAACUGUUUUUGACCAGACAUCAUUCAGGUCCUCUCAUGACUGCAAGCUUCCCUCAAAGGAGGCAAAGACAGAGAGCGUGGGAGAUAUGACAUUUGGACUCUCCAAAAGCCCAGAUUUCAGUAAGUGUUCAGGUAGGUAAAUGAAUUCUGGAUGUCAGGAACUAAGUAUUUAGUCCUGGUUGCAGCUGGUAUAGAUCCCUAAACCCAAAGAGAAUGUGGAGAAAUUCAGGCAUUCAAACUGAACAUGUCACUCUUCAUUAAAAAACAAAGCAAACAAACAAAAAAAAAAAAACAUAAUUACAUUUCCAGGACAAAAAAGUAAAAGUACUAUGCUCCUUUUGGACUCAUGCCACUCCCAUUGCUACCCCAGGUGAAUGAUCCGUCUUUGCAGGUUAAAUGCAAACUUUGCUAUACCAAAGAGUCCUAGGACAUUUUCACAAGAGCUAUAAAGGCAUUUUCCCUAAGAAAGGUCCUCCCUUCUUUGUACAUAAAGGAUGAAAACUAUGCAUUUAGCAAACAAAGAGAAAGCACUUCUCCCUUUCCUAUCUAGUUGUUUAGGGUGCAUUCAAACACCAGAGGCCAUUUUGAGAUGCGAUUGGCCUUCUGGAUUAUUCUUGUGGUGUGGUUAGCUUUACAGUACAUUUGGUAACUAUUUCCUAAAUAGUAAGGACAAAGAAGCAGAAGGUAAGAAAUAGCUACUUCCAUGUGUUAAAAAAAAAAAAAAAAAAAAAAAAAGUGUAAAGAUCUACUAUUUAUAGUGUGAACCAAAGACGCUACCUCACUCGAUUUCCAUUGGUGAUUUUAAUCACAUUGAUGAUACCAAAGAAUACCAAAGAUAUUUUCAUGCACGGACUUGGUCUGCAGAGGGAGCUCCACCCCUUCCCCUCCCCCACCUCUCCUCCCCCCUCCUCGCUCUUCACUCAGUGUGUAAACUUGUCUUCAUUCUUAAUGAUAAUGAUACGAAAUGACAACAACAACAUUAGGAAAUACUACUCUUACUACUGCUAGUUCUCCUUGUAAAUCUCUAGGCAAACAUGUUGCAAACUUUGUAAACUCCUAGGACGAGUGCCUUGCUUGAACCAAAGUGUUAAACCGCUGUUGACCUCUCACCUUAUACUCUUUGAAUACCUCAGCCUCUUAGAAAGGCCACUAAUGAAAAAAAAAAAAAAAGGAAUAAUUAUUCACCGUGGUGCUUUUUCCGUGCAACCAUGCAAUGAAACUUUCUUUGAUACCAAAGGAUGACUCCCCCCCCCCAAUUUCUUGCUGAUAAACCAAAGCUCCUCCUCCUUGUUCCCUCUCGAGGUCCCCCCACCUCCCCGAGUCCCUUCGCCAGGCAGGCCGUGCAUCACUUUUACCAAUUCCUCCAAAUACCUCAUAGUAAUAAAGUUUUAGGGUUAUGUUGUAUAGAGAGUCUAUGUGAUAAGGCAGAACUUACUAGUUUGAUAAUUGUUAAGGUUACUUUAAAAAAAAAACUUUAUAAUUCUUAUUUAUUUUGUAGUUUGUAUGUUUGGGAUGUCCCCCGCCCUCCCCCCUUCGGUUUAGGGUUUAUUUUCUUGGCAGAACUGCUCUGUGGCUCAAGGAAGACUUAAUUUCCGGAAAUGUUCCCCAGGUGGGUUAAAGUUUGUGUAAAAAUGCAAGAAUGGAAUAAGAAAUGAUUAUCAUUUUUGACGGUUGGUGACUUACAAAGUUUUUGUGUUUCGUAGUUAAUUUGUUUCCACAGGGUAAAAGAAAAAAAACAUAUAUAUAUAUAUAUAUAUAUAACCUCUUUUUUGUGAAACUGGUUCCUAUUUUUCUCUAUAAUGUGCUGUGAUUUUUUUAAUUUAAUUACAUUUUAUAUGAGCUUAUUUAAUCACUGCUUUAAUUUAUGACUGUGUAGUUUUUACCGUGUAUAUAGUAGAAUUGAAAUGGCCAAAGCUUUAUGUUACAAUCUUUUUGUUCUUGAUGCUAAGAUCAGCCGAAGGCAAGAGCUUCUCUUAACUGCAGGGUGUAUCUUUGGCUUUUUCUUAGCAGGCACUUCAAUGUGUGUUGUGAACACUGCCAGGUUCCCCCCUCAAAAAAACUUGUACAUGCCAAAAUGAGUGUUUCAAGGUAGUCUUUUCGUCACUUAGAAAGGAGAAAGGCAUUAUUUGUGUUCUUCCUUUAAUUUAUUAAUUUUUUUUCAUUUUUAGAGAAGAUUAUUUUGCAGGUUAGACCUGAAAUUCCAAAGAAUUUAAGAGUUGUUUAAAUGUUUCAAAGCACCGGCAUUUGUGAGAUACUUUGCUACUUUUUUUUUUUUUAACCGUUCACACGGGUAUGAGAAGUAAAGAGUAUUAAAAAAAAAAAGAAAGAAAGAAAAGAAAAAGAAAAGAAAAACUCAAAGAGGCAAGCUAACUUGAAUUUGGAAAUCCUCCUAAAUUUCACCAAGUUUCUGAACUGCAUCAAGGCAAGGGGCAGGGCAGAGGGGCAAUUCCUCCUGGAGAGCUGAGGAAAGGAUGAUGCACUUACAGAGAAAGUCAAGGCUGAGAGGCAGCUGGCUCAGCUCCUGCCUGUCUGGCCAACCCAUAGAAGAAGCAAGACUUGAUUGUUUGGCCCCAGUUCUCAAGGAAGAUGUUUCACAGUUACAUGUUCCUCUCCACAGCUGUUUCUUGUAAUCUGUUACCUACAAUUACCCCCCACUCCCUAGCCCCACUCCCUCGAGAAUGGCAAGAGCUCUCCUCAAAUGUGAGUCCUGAGUGAAUGUAACCCAGCCCUCUUUCAAUUUGUCUCUCAUCACUCUUGAUCUUCCUGUGACUUUUCCUGUCCAAACCAGAGAUGGGCCCUACCCCAGGCCCCCUUAAAUUGAGGCUGUUCAGAUACUUGGACCUGCUUUAGGUCAGCACACACACACAAAUCUCAGCCAAUCAGCAGCAUCCUCAGAAGCGCCGGUGCCCACUGCUUUAUUUUGCUGAAAUAAGUUGCUUCAACUACAUGGCAUAAAACCACAGAUGUAAAUACUUUUCCUCUCAACACAAGAAUUUUAUCUUAUUUUCUUUUGCAGGGGUAUUAGGGGUGGGGAAAGAAAGGGAGGGCUUAGAUUUUGGGUCAAAUGUUCCAUUUUCUUAGAAACAUUUUUAUACUUGUUAUGUAUGUUAAUAGGGCAAUAAAUCUGCUCUGAGUUGCAGGAUCAUUGGUAAGCAUUGACUAAUUAUUUGUUUUUAAUACAAAUGCUGAGCAGUGAGUUACAGAAAGCCCAGGAAAAUUGUUGAGGAAGCAGACUUGUACCAUCAGCAAUGAAACGCUGAACAGAGUUGUAUUCACAGGUCAUAUUUUCUGUUUCUGUGUUAGUCUUGAUUUUUUUGUGGUAUGUUCUGCAUUUAUUACAUAAUCAUUGUGGGCUCGUUUUAGAUUUGCCGUCUAAACCAAGUGACAAGUAUUUUUUAACAAAUAAACUUUAAAACAUUGUCUUCCACUUGCUUCGGUAGUUGUCUUCAUAUCUCCCUGUGUUUCUUGUCCCCUCAGAAGGCAGCCCAUCUGUCACUCACUUAGACCUGUCUCUCCCCUUCUUCUGUUUUCAGUACACUUUGACCUUAGCUAUUGUUUGAGUGUGACUCAGUUUCCCUGUUCAAGUUAGCUUGAUGGUUUAUUAUGUAAGGAGGGUGCCUAAGACAAUCAUCAGGUAAAAAAAAAAAAUUAAAAUUAAAUUUUAAAAAGAUCAGUAGAGUAGAAAAUCUUCCAAGAGCAGAGGGAGUUCUUCCUUAGCAAUUAAAAAAAAAAAAAACAUAAAUAAUUAAUUACUUUAAAAACCUAACCAUGAGGGGCUUAGAAGAUUUUUGAUAAAAGACAAAUGUUGCUGUCAUUUUCUUUGUCAAUUAGAAAGCCGUGGUAGUUUCUAUGUUGCAUCUACAUUUCAGACUAAAUGGUUAUUGUACCCAGUUAUGGUUGUUCGCUAAUAUUUUGUCUCUCUCUCUUUCUCUCUGUCCAAUGCUUCUUCUGUAUUUUUGUGUGUAGCUACAAAAAGUGUAAUGCAUUAGGCAUUAUUCUGGUUUGUUUAUGAGUAUCUCCUGUACUGCAUUAAGGUUUCUUUCACUUUUUUUUAAGCUUCGCUACUGUUCUCACUUUAUGCCGUGCAAUAUCAUCUGCUGUGUUUGCUAAGCAAAAAAGAAAAAAAGAAAAAAAAGCAAGUGAUGAUGCCAUCAUGCUUUUCAGUGUUAAAA